Molecule: messenger RNA, 1605 nt
Organism: Nematocida ausubeli
Lineage: Eukaryota; Fungi; Microsporidia
Exons: 1
Coding region: 1-1605 (534 amino acids)
Biological process (GO): microtubule-based movement
Molecular function (GO): microtubule binding; microtubule motor activity; ATP binding
Source: RefSeq, a predicted model, not a curated record
AUGAACAAAGUAGAGGCAGUAAUAAGAAUACGGCCAUUAUCCACUCAGGAGAAGGACAGGGGAACAAAACAAGGCUGGUGCAGAAUAGGGGACAGAGGCAUAAUACAACACUUGAAUGCCCAGGGUCAAGAGGUUUCAGCACAGACAUUACUGUUUGAUUGGGUCUUUGGUGAAGACUCCAAGAAUGAAGACGUAUUCACCCAUAUAAAUAGUACAGUAGAUGAGUCACUGUAUGGUGUGAAUGUAUGUAUAAUUGCAUAUGGACAGACAUCCUCUGGUAAGACACACACUAUGAAGGGUGUUCUACCAGGUGGCUACUACACGGAAAUGAGUGAGAACAGAAAUGAAAAUGUACAUAAGUCAUUGAAUAUAGAAAGAAAUGGGACAGGAUGCGGUAAUGACCCGGGUGUAAUACCCAGGUCACUCGAUUGGAUAUUCAGUAAAAAGACACAGCACAGGAUAAGUCUGUCUUACGUUGAAGUUUAUAAUGAGAAUAUUUAUGACUUACUGGGUGAUCCAUCAGAGGCACUACAGAUACGUGAGUCUGCAGAUGGAGAUGUCUAUAUUAAAGAUGUCUCUGAGAUAGAAGUAAUGACAAAAUAUGAUGCAGCCUUAUUAUUCCGUAAGGGAAAUGCAAUUAGAAAGGUCUCUGCCACAAGGAUGAACAGAGAGAGUAGUAGGAGUCAUGCAGUCCUUAAGCUAACAAUAAGACAGAAAGGGAUAAGGUCUACUUUGGUUUUUGUGGAUCUGGCUGGAUCUGAAAGAGUCAGUACAGCGCACACCUCAGGGACAACACUGAAGGAAGGUGCCUGCAUAAAUAAGAGUCUUCUGGCAUUGACAAGCGUAAUCUCAAAGUUAUCCAAGAAGAACCCACAUAUUCCUUACAGAGAUGCAAAACUAACAAGAAUUUUACAACCGUCAUUUUCAGGUGCAUCAAAAACUGUUUUGAUUUGUGCAAUUUCACCAACACCUGCCUGCAUAGAUGAGACUAUUUCAACACUCUCAUUAGCAAGUAGAGCCAGAAAUAUAGAGAUUAAGCCAACACAGAAACCACAGGUCAGAAAAGAACCUAAAAUAAACCACAUGAGAAUGCAAGAAAUUCAAGCUACAGUUGAAUUAGCUAAAAGAACUAUCACAGAUAUCAGGAAAGACCUUAAAUCUGCUGAGUCAAUUAUCUCAUCAAUACCCUGGAUUAAGAAUUCCUCCUUAAAUGACCAUAUAUUUGCUGCAAGUAUGCUUACUAGUAUACUAGCAGAGAUAAAAGACACAAAAAGAGAACAUACAGAUAAAGUAGCCCAAUUAGCAGCAUCUGUACAGUACUUACUAAAGCAAGAGAAGUACAUCUCACAGUUAAUUGCACCAGCCCCAGAUGCAGCAAUCCUUCUUGAGCACCUGGCAGAAGGAGAUGCACUAAUUCAAAGACAAAAAGAAGAAAUAGAACAGCUUAAGAAGAGUAAACACAUUGAUGAGACAAAUAUCUCAAUGGCAAUGGAAAUGGACAGGCUUAAAAAGGCAACAGACCGAGAGAAAAGAAUUCUUCAACUGAAAAUAGCCCAAUUAAAGUCACAAAUCAAGACACAAGGAUCACCAGACACCACAGAAUAA